Molecule: messenger RNA, 1678 nt
Organism: Rhododendron vialii
Lineage: Eukaryota; Viridiplantae; Streptophyta; Magnoliopsida; Ericales; Ericaceae
Product: triacylglycerol lipase OBL1-like
Exons: 5
Coding region: 1-1392 (463 amino acids)
Biological process (GO): lipid metabolic process
Molecular function (GO): triacylglycerol lipase activity
Source: RefSeq, a predicted model, not a curated record
AUGGCAACGCCGGCAAUGGCCUCCACGAAGAGUUUUUCCGACAAUUAUAUGGUGCUGACGCACCAAGAUGCCGGUUUACAUGAUCUCAUCCGGAUCUUAUUUCACAGUGAUAUAGAGAAGAGGAAAUUCGUUGAUUCUCCUCGGGGGACAGAAGAAAGCUUUAAAUACAGGUGGCUGAUAUUUGUGUCCAUUUUGGUGCAGAAAAUUCUGCAGUUAGUGGCUGGGCCAUUGGCGUGGUUUGGAAACUUGGUGGAGAUGUGGCUGAAUCUUCUGUCUUGUAACCGGAACGCCAGUGUCCUGCUGUUGAAUGUCAUGAGAGGGAAGGUAGUGAUGCCAGAUAAAAAUUCAGAAACAUUCUUGUCAUUUAUUGGGAAUCUCGACAAGCGGGUGGAAUUAGACAAAAACAUCAAACAUGGUGAUAUCAGAUACUAUGGGGCACUCUCAAUGAUGGCUUCUAAAGCAUCCUAUGAGAACAAAGCCUACAUUGAAACUACAGUCAAUGACCACUGGAAGAUGGAGUUCUUGGAUUCCUAUGAUUUUUGGAAUGAGUACCAAAAGAAAGCUACGACACAAGCGUUCAUUCUUCGCGAGAAGAAUGUCAACUCGGAAAUGAUCAUUGUGGCGUUUAGGGGCACUGAAAGCUUUGAUGCAGAUGCAUGGUGCACCGACUUCGACAUCUCUUGGUACAAGCUACGUGACAUUGGGAAGGUGCAUAGCGGUUUUACAAAGGCCCUGGGCAUGCAAAACAAGGCAGAUUGGCCUGAGGACAUCUCGUGGGCUGAUGACAAACCGGCCCCGGCAUACUAUGCCAUUAGGAAAUUACUGAUAGGGCUUCUACAGGGAAAUGAUAGAGCAAGGUUUAUAUUGACUGGUCACAGCUUGGGUGGUGCCCUGGCAAUAUUGUUUCCAGCAGUUUUAGCAUAUCAUGGGGAGAAGUGGGACUGGUUGUUGGAGAGAUUAGAGGGUGUUUACACAUUUGGACAACCAAGAGUUGGAGAUGAGCAAUUUGGGGAGUUUAUGAAGAAGAAACUUGAAAAGCAUAAGGUUAAGUAUUACAGGUUUGUGUAUGGUUAUGAUAUGGUUCCUAGGUUGCCUUAUGAUGGCACCACACUUAUGUUUAAGCACUUUGGGACUUGCAUAUACUUCAACAGCUUCUAUGAAGGCAAGGUGGUUGGAGAACAGCCAAACAAGAACUACUUCUCACCAUCGUCAUACAUACCCAAGAUCAUAAAUGCAGCUUGGGAACUCAUUAGAAGCCUCAUUAUUCCUUACACCAAAGGACCAGGGUACAAAGAAGGGUUCCUUCUUCUAGUGGUCCGGUUAAUCGGAUUGGUAAUUGCAGGUGUACCGGCUCAUUCGCCCCAAGAUUACGUGAACGCAACGCGUUUGUGAUCCUCAAAUGUUUACGUCCUACUAGAUGACCAAAGCCAUCAACAAACCUUGAGGGAAAAACGAUCGCUGGGGCUACAUUUUCGUGCAUACCCUCAACACAAUUGGCAUUUCAGGGGGAUCAGAAACUCGUCAUAGGAUAGCGCAAAUGAUUUUUGGGGGUUUAUGAGGGAUGUCUAGUAAGUCACUUGCCAAAACGUUUGUGGACUAGAAAAACCUGGCGUGUAUUGCAGUUUCAUAUCAAAGACUCAAUUUUUCUCAACGUGAAUUGAACCUGAAUUUCUGGGCC